Messenger RNA from Belonocnema kinseyi, 1338 nucleotides. It is a transcript of the gene RfC3, whose product is annotated as replication factor C subunit 5. The coding region runs from base 248 to 1234 and encodes 328 amino acids. Gene Ontology annotation, molecular function: ATP hydrolysis activity; ATP binding; DNA binding. NCBI's taxonomy places the organism in Eukaryota, Metazoa, Arthropoda, Insecta, Hymenoptera, Cynipidae. Gene Ontology annotation, cellular component: nucleus; DNA replication factor C complex. Gene Ontology annotation, biological process: DNA-templated DNA replication; DNA repair. The transcript has 8 exons. The record is from RefSeq and is a predicted model, not a curated record.
CGCUAACGCUGUGAGUAUGGUGGGGGGCGUCGGUUCACUCGAAGUCACUUCAAGUCAAACGUAUUUGAGCAUCGAAUUAACAGGACCAUGGUUUGUUGGAACAUGGUAUUUGACAGUCCUUGGCGCUUUGGCGGGCUUUUUUCGUAUACUUAACCUCAAAAAAUAGUGUAAAAGCGCAAUAACUAAAACAAGAUCAGUUCAGUCGUGGAUAACAAUCAGUAUUUAAAUUAUUUUUAAUCAAUGAAAUAUGACACCUAGCGUGGAUAAACCUAAAAAUUUACCAUGGGUCGAAAAAUACCGGCCUGCAAAACUCGACGAUCUUAUUUCGCACGAAGAAAUUAUACGCACUAUAAACAAAUUCAUUGAAGAAAACCAGUUACCUCAUCUUCUCCUGUAUGGACCACCAGGUACUGGAAAAACAAGUACCAUUUUAGCUUGCGCUCGGAAAUUGUACACACCAGCUCAGUUUAAUUCUAUGGUUUUGGAACUGAAUGCUUCUGAUGAUAGAGGUAUCGGUAUUGUAAGAGGCCAGAUUUUGAGCUUUGCAAGCACUGGAACUAUUUAUCGGUCUGGGUACAAACUCAUUAUAUUAGAUGAAGCUGAUGCUAUGACCAACGAUGCUCAAAACGCUCUUAGAAGAAUUAUAGAAAAAUAUACAGAUAAUGUGCGGUUUUGCAUCAUCUGUAAUUAUCUCAGUAAAAUUAUACCAGCUCUUCAAUCACGUUGCACAAAAUUUAGAUUUGGCCCACUGGCAUCAGAACAAAUUUUACCGAGACUGGAAUACGUUAUAGAACAAGAGAAACUAACAGUAAGUGAAGAUGGAAAGAAAGCCCUCAUGACACUGAGCGGCGGGGAUAUGAGAAAAGUAAUCAACGUGCUCCAGAGUACUUGGCUUGCUUUUGGUUCAGUUACAGAAGAUAACGUGUACACUUGCGUCGGCCAUCCCCUCCCUGUCGAUAUCAGAAAUAUUUUGAAUUGGCUGCUGAACGAAACAUACCAACUUGCUUAUUGCAAAAUUCAAGACCUCAAAGUGAGGAAAGGCUUGGCUCUUCAAGAUAUACUUACAGAAUUGCACGUAUUUGUUAAUAAAAUUGAAUUUCCGGAACCGAUAUUGAUUGAUCUCAUAAUAAAGAUGGCAGAAAUAGAAAAAAGAGUGAUUUCCGGAAGCAGCGAAGCCGUUCAACUCAAUUCUCUCGUCGCUGCUUUCCAGCGUCCACGUGAGAUCGAAACAUGAUAAUUUUUAGGAAUACUUUUCCAUAUUUUGCGAUCCUAAUUUAUGUUUGGAACUCCAUUUAAUUUUUAAUUCGUUUUCUACACAUUAAUAAAUAAAACAAAAAG